Messenger RNA from Manihot esculenta (cassava), 567 nucleotides. RefSeq names its product extensin-like. NCBI's taxonomy places the organism in Eukaryota, Viridiplantae, Streptophyta, Magnoliopsida, Malpighiales, Euphorbiaceae. The transcript is spliced from 2 exons. Bases 1 to 567 code for a protein of 188 amino acids. The record is from RefSeq and is a predicted model, not a curated record.
AUGCCUAGACCGGUACGCAUUCCCACCGACAGUGAUGAAGAAGCAAUGGAAAACCCACCACCCGUCCCCAACGACGCUGACACUGAAGCGACCGACGAAGCAAGAAACACCGCCAGUCCAGCAACCCAGACCUAUCACCGUCGGACUAGGGCGUCGUUGAUUACACCACCACCUUCCUCACCUUCAGUCACGACAGAUACCCAGGGAGGCAAAACGCCUCAAGAAGACACUCCUUCCGCCAGUCAUGGCCAGAAACGGCCAAGAACACCAUCACUAAGCUCGGAGCGACAACAAGAGACACCCAGUGCCACACCUCCCGUAAGCCAAGAAGAAGGCGAAUUGCCCAGCGAUUUUCCCAAACCAACCCACCCUGAUCACAUCACUCAGACCCUGACGUUCAACAAGGCGUCCGAAAGGGCUAGGCUAGACAGAGUUUCCUCUACACCCUACCACCCAGGACCUCUCACACCACGCCAUGAGCGUGUGUUCAAGAAGAAGAAGGCCACCCAAAUCUCAGCAGACCAGCAGCCUGCACCAGCAGUUGGGACACCAGAGGGAACACAAUAG